AUGUCGUUUGUGGUUGACCAAGUGCGCCGCAUAGACAGCCAGCUCGACCGGCUGCAGCUGUCGUCGACGAGAACCGGAAGCUUCUCCAUCACGGCUGAGGAAGCCCAUGACCCCACCAAGACUACCCGCAUUGCCCAUCUACAGAACCUCAUCAAGUCGCUCUCCACGACCACCUCAACAAAACACAGUCUUGUACCUGUAGCGAGAAUAUCAGAGACGCUACAGCGCGCCAACAUUGCCAGCACCUGGGAGGAUGCGAGCUAUGAGCACGAGUUGGAAUGGCUGCUGGUCAGCAAGGCGACGACACAGGUCUAUGGCCAGAUUCUGAACACAAUCUUGGAACAGACGAUUCCUCUCGAGGACGACUUGUGGUAUUGGGACGAUAUUCUCUCCACGUAUCAUUUUGCCGGAUUGUAUUCGAUACAAACAUCACCGGUCCGGGUGUGGAAGUGGUCGCAGGAGAUAUACCACGAUGUGCGCUCAAGAGGCGGCCAACUAGCUGUUGGAUGGAGCCAGUUCUACGGCCUAGUCAAGGAUGCAGUGCAAGAGCGGAGUAUCGCAAAUAUACAGCGGAGGGUAGUAAGUCCGCUCGCACUCGUACGGAACGAAGGCAGGAGAAAGCGAGCAGCCCUGCGCAAGAUACGACUGGUCAAUGCAAAUGCGCUUGGCGUGCUGCUAGGUGAAGGUCUGGGCAACGAGAGUGUACACGAUGACGGGACACAGUCACCCACGCUACUUGGCACACAAAGGUGGAAGAGCGUCAUGUCCAAAAACAUUGCCCUCAUGGACGCCGUCAUCCAAAGUGUGAAUGCUGCGGAGCUUUCUGUCGAUAAGUUUGACGAUUCGGUUGCAGCCAUUACACAGGACGAUGACUUCUACUCACUAUAUGAACCUUCUGGCGAACAAACCGCAAACUCAGUGAACCCCGCAGACGUAGCAGAGCGUCUUCAAUAUCUACUCCACACUGCUUUGCCUAGCUAUACGGCAAACUUCAACGCUUCCGUCAAGGAGAAUGGACGUCCUUCUCGUCUCAUCCGCUAUUGGCUCCCUGCAACUGCACUCCUCGUCUCUUCAACCACCAUUUUGCGCAUCUUUGUCAACCGAAAGGAAGAGAUUGCAGCAUGGAUCCGGGAAUUCGGGCAGACUGUCAUUGACUUUUGGGCCAACUGGGUGGUGGAACCUACGAUGAGAAUAAUUGGAACCAUCCGCCACAACGAGGAUAGCGAAGUGUCGAUUAUGAGCAAACGCAGCUUGGAGUCUGACCGCGCAAGCCUUGAGCGCAUGGUGGUGGAUUUCGCCAUCAAGAACCCCGACGGCCCAGCGUUGAAUGAGACACAGAUUGCCGAUAUCAAAGCAAAAGUCCGCGAGGGCGAUCUGACUACUGUCUUGAGAUCGUACGAAAAGGACAUCCAGAGCCCGGUCAAGGGAGCCAUUGUGGGCAACUUGGCCAGUGCACUUCUUAUCCAGGUUCAGAAGACCAAAGUCGACGUUGAAGUCGCUAUGAGCGGUAUUGACAGCAUCCUCAAGAGUCAGGAGCUUCUCUUUGGCUUUAUCGGUCUCACACCCGGUGUGCUCGUAAGCAUCGGCGCCUACCAAUGGCUUCGAGGCGUCUUCAGCAGUCGCAAAGGCGUACAGCAGUGGGCAAGGCAAGGUCGCAUGCUGCUCAUUCUCCGCAACAUUGAUCGUAUCCUGACUGGCGCAACACCUACGGAAGACGGUGAGAUUUCGUACAAGGACCAUGGACUACUACUCUGCGAGGUGCAUCUUUUGCGCCAAGCAGCGAGCGGUAUCCUACCGCGACGCAUAUUCCAAGACUUCCUGGUAGAGAUUGAUGAGCUCGUCGAUGUACGGAGCGGGCUGCAGAGGCAGCAAAAGGUGGUGGAGCGCAUCCGGUGGGCGUACUCGAAAUGGUUCACUUGAGGGCAUCGUGGCGGGGAUGACCCCAGCCGCGCGGCCGCUUCAUGGUCAGCGUAUAUAGCCAGCCCAAUGCAUUAUACACCCGCCU
Pyrenophora tritici-repentis Pt-1C-BFP is the source of this 2005-nucleotide messenger RNA. RefSeq names its product putative atp synthase regulation protein nca2 protein. Gene Ontology annotation, cellular component: mitochondrial outer membrane. Lineage: Eukaryota; Fungi; Ascomycota; Dothideomycetes; Pleosporales; Pleosporaceae. The record is from RefSeq and is a predicted model, not a curated record.